AUGUCAAGCAACACCCCGACCCAGAGGGAACCCACACCAACCAAGGUUGACCCCGACAUCCCCGCGGAUCCCGCCGAGCCAAGCGAAUUGCCUUAUCAUGUAGGCCAAGAGAUCAAACUCCACCCCACGAGCCCCCGCGCCGACCAGGUCACCACCAUGCACGCCAGAGUCCUCGACGUGUACGGAGUCGAGAACCAGAUGGCCUGUGUGCUGCUGAUCGAGGUGGACCCGCCGCUGGGGAAGAUGACCUCGCCGAUGUUUCUGAAGCUGUUCGACCGACGCUGCGCGGGCGAGGCCCGGACCCAGAGGCUGGGCCGCCGGAAGACCGACGCCGCGCACUGGGCGGCGGCGGUCGAGCGGGACUACCACGAAUACCUCUGCCAGCAGGAAAGCCACAUCGCCGUGGACCUCCUCUCGCAGAACGAGAACCCGCGCUUCCAGCACCUGAGCUGGGCGCCCGCGCACAAGGAGAUCUACCUCGAGGGGCUCGUGCAGCGGAGCCUGGCGAACGAAUUGGCCGUCUGGCACCGCCUGCGUCUGCUGGAGGGCAAGAUCAUCCCGCGAUUCUACGGCGGCGUCUUGGCGACGUGGGAGGUCAGCGUGGACGACGCGGGAUUCACCAAGACAGGCACGUGUCAUGGGUAUCUGCAGCAGAUUCUUCACGGGUGCGCGUUCUGCGAUCUGUGUGAGAAGUUGCCGGAGAGGCUCUGGGGUACCGCCUGCGACGAUGUCCUGCACAUAGUGCGGACGAUUCAGGAUUGGGGCGUGCGGACGGAUCGGCUCAGUCUGAAGGACUUUGACGUGUGCUAUAUCACGGACCCGGAUGAGGAUGACGACGAGAGCAGCGCCCCCUUUUAUCGAGUGUUUCUAGUCGACCUCAGAUCCUGUGUGAAUCGGAGCUCCCGCGAGAGUGACUAUGCAUGGAAACAGCGUAUUGCUUGGGCGGAUGAGGAGGGCGCUAUCGCGCGAGACUUGGAGUUGCUCACGGGUCAUGCGUGGACAUAUCAUCGCUCGAAAGGUUCUAGUGAGCUAGAACAUGACGUUCCCCACGUCGAGCAUAAAGAAAUGGUGGAGAUUGAUAAAACCCCAAUGUCGCCAACGAGCUCCGACAGAACAGAAGUCCCGGGAAGUCCCUAA
Aspergillus fijiensis CBS 313.89 is the source of this 1137-nucleotide messenger RNA. RefSeq lists its product as uncharacterized. Bases 1 to 1137 code for a protein of 378 amino acids. The transcript has 2 exons. Lineage: Eukaryota; Fungi; Ascomycota; Eurotiomycetes; Eurotiales; Aspergillaceae. The record is from RefSeq and is a predicted model, not a curated record.